CAAAUCCGUUUUACAAACCUACUUCCCUCCGACGGAAUUGUCAUUUCAAAAUCAAAUGUUAUAAAAACUGCUAAUUUGUCAAUUUACUAUCACAGCCUGCUGACUAUCUGAAUCAUACACAUAAGACCAAUAUCUACUUUUGAUCCAAUAUGAAGGCAGCAUUUAUUCUGGCUAUUGCUCUUGUAGCAAUUCUUGCAGUCCAUGAGGCAGAGGCAAGUUGUGCUUCCAGAUGUAAAGGCCAUUGUAGAGCAAAACGCUGUGGAUAUUAUGUAUCAGUCUUAUACAGAGGGCGUUGCUACUGCAAAUGUCUUCGUUGUUCCAGUGAGCAUGCCAUGACAUUCCCUGAAAAUGAAGGAUCAUCUCCAUCUGACAUGAUGCCACAGUUGAAUGAAAAUGAGAACACUGAAUUCGGCCAGGACAUGCCCACAGGAGAAACCGAGCAAGGUGAAACUGGCAUAUAAAGGGAAGAUCCAAUGAUUAUCAGAAGUGAUAAUGACCUGUUCUGUUUGACAUUUUAUGAUUCUUCUAUGUAUUUCUAAUUGUUUAGGAGGUGUUUUUGAUUUCUAAAAUUGUAGCUCUUAUCUAAAUAAAAACUUAAAUAAAAA
Mytilus trossulus (common blue mussel) is the source of this 605-nucleotide messenger RNA. RefSeq lists its product as uncharacterized. Lineage: Eukaryota; Metazoa; Mollusca; Bivalvia; Mytilida; Mytilidae. The record is from RefSeq and is a predicted model, not a curated record. The transcript has 4 exons. The coding region runs from base 150 to 461 and encodes 103 amino acids.